GAGCGUUCGUUGCGACCUAAAUGACACAUUCUUCGCUGUAAUUUUGUAGGACGUGAAAGUUACUGACGAUAGCAGAAUUUUAUGAUUGUGAAUAUUUGAUGAAACAUUUGGCAUAUAUAAGACAUCAGUGGAUGCGCUGACAAGCUGAAAAACUCUUAGAAACUUACAAAGACAUCGCAGGUUAGAGAGCGGAAAACAAUUGGGAGGAAAAAGAUUUUUUCUUAUCAGUUUGGAGUUCUAGAAGAUUCAUAUUGAGGCACAACAAGGCAAAAUUAAUUUGUGCUUUCUCUGUGGAUUGCAACAGCAACUCUGUAUAUUCAAUAUUUUCGUGGAUAAUUAUUGAUACAUCGACGCGCGAACUUGCAAAACACGAUGGGCACGCAAACUACUAUAACUUUUCCUAUACGGAAGAAAUGCAAUUUCUACGGACCCAAAAAUGAUGUGAAAGAAGAUUUCUCAGAAGCAACAGCGAAAAGCACAUUGACGAAAUAUACCCCAAGCGUGAAGAAGAUUGUCAUUUUGAGCAGCAGUGAGUCUGAAUCAGACUCUGAUGUCGAAAAUAUAACAGAAAUCACCAAAGAAACAGUUGUAAGGAAGGCAAACAGUACACCUCAAACACCAAAUCGUCGCAAACGUAAUGCCUCUAAUGAAAGAUAUCUGGUUAGUCCAUCUAAGCAGAAGAAAAAUCAACUGUUACAGGCUUCAUUAACGCCAUCCACUCUUUUAAACAGAUUGAAUUUAUCUCCUAAAAGUGAAAAUUUACAGCCCAAACAAUUAUUUGGUUCUAAUGAAUAUCAGAAUGCACGUCUGGCCUUACAUAGUUCUGAGACAGAAGAAUUGCCUGGGAGAGAAAAUGAGUUAAACAAAUUGCAGGAAUUUUUUCAGGAACACCUGGAAAAGGAAACAUCGAGUUCUCUUUAUAUCUCAGGCCCACCAGGUACUGGUAAAACAGCUAGUCUAUCUAAAAUAAUGCAACAGCCAGAGUUCAAGUCUCAGUUCAAAUGUGUCUAUAUUAAUUGCACUACUAUGAAGUCUGCAGCUGCUAUCUAUGCAAAGAUAAUUCAAGAAUUAUCCAUAAGCAGCUCGACUAAGUCUGGGAAAAAUAACAAGGCUAUUAUAGAGAAAUACCUAAUGUCUAAGCACAAGAUGUUGUUUCUUGUGUUAGAUGAAAUUGAUCAGUUGGAAAGCAAGAAGCAAUCUGUGCUGUAUUCGAUAUUUGAGUGGCCAUCUCUGUUGAAUUCCAAACUUAUCCUAGUUGGUAUCGCCAAUGCAUUGGAUUUGACAGACAGGAUAUUGCCCAGGUUGCAAGCUAGAUGCGAAUUAAAGCCAACGUUAAUGCAUUUUGCAUCAUACACUAAACAACAAAUAUCUAAUAUAAUAUCCACGAGACUGAGCCAAGCGAACGCGUCCAACAUUUUUACACCAUCCGCGAUACAAUUGUUGGCGGGUAAAGUAGCCGCGGUUUCCGGGGACAUCAGGCGAGCCUUAGACAUUAGCAGAAGAGUGAUUGAACUAGCCGAAUCUGAAAAAAUAGCGACAGUUUUGUGUCCGACGAAUGAUAAUGAUACAAAUACAGAGAAUUCGACGAAGCAGAUGGAAAUAACAGAAAAGCCAGUUGAAUUGAAAGAGGUACUUGCAGUUUUAAACGGAGUCUAUGGAAGCACACAGAAUUUCAACAAGGAUAUGUUUCCUAUUCAGCAAAAAUUGCUGCUUUGCUCUCUGUUGCUUAUCCUGAACAAAGGAAGAAACAAGGAUAUCACUGCUGGAAGAUUGCACGAGGUGUAUAAAAAGGUUUGCACGAAACGGAAUAUAUGCCCAGUAAAUUUCUCUGAAUUUUUAAGCAUGUGUUCACUGAUAGAGACAAGGGGAACUCUGAAAGUCGUCGGCAAGAAGCAAUCGCGUCUGUCCAAGUGUGAUUGGCCUGCUUUAGAUUCUCGAAAAGAAGAUCUGACUGUAUCACAAACAGAAGCAACUGAGAAGCCUGUAAAAGCUAUAUUUAUUGCAGAUACUCACUUAUUAGGUCCUAGAAAUGGUCACUGGUUUGAUAAAUUACGAAGGGAAUGGCAAAUGUACAGAGCUUUCCAGACAAUGAUGACAAUACACAGGCCAGAUGUAGUUUUUAUAUUAGGUGAUGUUUUUGAUGAGGGACAAUGGUGCAGCUCUACAGAAUUUGAGAGCUAUAUACAGAGAUUCCAUUCCUUGUUUUAUGUACCGAAGAACACAUAUCUCUAUGUUGUUGCUGGUAAUCACGAUAUAGGAUUUCAUUAUGCAAUCACACCAUAUCGUAAUCAGCGCUUUAUUAACGGCCUGAAAAGCCCGAAUGUGCGACGAGUAAGUAUAAGAGACAAUCAUUUCACAUUGAUUAACAGUAUGGCGUUGGAAGGGGAUGGUUGUUUCUUAUGCCGACCAACUGAAAUCGCAGUGGACAAAAUAGCCAAAGAUCUGAAAUGUGCAAGAAAGAUGGGCAACGAUUGCAACAAUGCAAGUGCAAUUUCCAGAUACAGCAGGCCUAUACUUUUGCAACAUUACCCGAUGUAUCGAGAAUCUGACGAGAUCUGCAACGAAUUGGAUCAAGCACCUGACGAUAUAAAGAACAUCAAAUUCCGCGAGCGAUGGGAAUGUUUGUCGAAAGAGGCGUCGGAACAACUCUUGGAUAUCUUGAAUCCGCGAUUAAUCGUCGCUGGGCACACUCAUCACGGCUGUAGAAGGAUACAUCGGGAUGAUAUCCUGGAAUUUACAAUCCCAUCUUUCAGUUGGCGCAACAAAGUCAAUCCAUCACUCUUGAUGGGUGUUUUCACGCCUAGAAAUUACGCCGUAUCAAAGUGUUACAUGCCCGUGGAGUCUACCGUGAUCAUAAUUUAUUAUGUUAGCCUCACAUGCACAAUGAUAUAUUUGAUUAUAAAACUCAGACCGAGACGGCCUGCGUAUUCUCGCUUGAAGAUGCCUUGAGUAGCGCGGCUCUCCUUGCUUAUUGAAUCAUGAUUUUACAAACACGAGCGAAUAAUGCAAUAACUCUAUAUACAGUUGUGAUUAAUGAAGGUAUAAUUCUCGGAAUAUUUAUAAGACAUUUGUAUACACUUUUAUCGUAAUAUCAAUUACAUAUUAUUUACAUUAGUGAUAGUAUAAAAUACUUACUUUGUGAUAUAUCAUAUUAACAUUAGUCUCGAUGUACAUAGAACUCUACUAUUUGCGGAAACGCAAAACACUUACUAAGAAUUCUUUGUGUAAGUUACACAAUUCGACAUAUAAUUUUACAUACAUGUAUAUAAAAAAAAAAGAAGAGAAAAGAAACUGCCAUUACACUGUCAGAGACUCGACGAAACUUACCACGCGGAUUCUCGGAUAUGUAUCGCUGAGGAAUGAAAUGUAAUUAGACUCGUGUAAAACGUAAUUAAAUAUACACAAACUUUUAUAUUA
Harpegnathos saltator (Jerdon's jumping ant) is the source of this 3417-nucleotide messenger RNA. It is a transcript of the gene PGAP5, whose product is annotated as Per1-like protein PGAP5. Bases 373 to 2949 code for a protein of 858 amino acids. The record is from RefSeq and is a predicted model, not a curated record. Gene Ontology annotation, biological process: DNA replication initiation; mitotic DNA replication checkpoint signaling. The transcript is spliced from 12 exons. Gene Ontology annotation, molecular function: DNA replication origin binding; ATP hydrolysis activity. NCBI's taxonomy places the organism in Eukaryota, Metazoa, Arthropoda, Insecta, Hymenoptera, Formicidae. Gene Ontology annotation, cellular component: nucleus.